AUGGACUAUCCAUCAGUCACUUUUCUGCUUGGUGGUCUUAUUGAUUGUGUAACCCAGUUACUAGCAAUUACUGAAGAGCUUUUACAACUGAUCAUGGAACAAUAGAUUCCUGCUGAAGAACAAAAUGAUAAAGAGGAAAAUAUGGCAACAGAGCCAUCUCCAUCUCCUGAGGAAUCUUCACUCCUGGAUCUUACUAAUUUCUCAGACUUAGAAUCAAUACUCAAAUCAAGAGAAGAUGAAGACCUGCUCUUUGAUAUAGAUGAAAUUAUGUUAGGGCUAGGUGAGGUUUAUGAUGAUGCCACUGGCUGCAGUAAAUGA
Molecule: messenger RNA, 318 nt
Organism: Otolemur garnettii (small-eared galago)
Lineage: Eukaryota; Metazoa; Chordata; Mammalia; Primates; Galagidae
Gene: TRPC5OS
Product: TRPC5 opposite strand
Exons: 1
Source: RefSeq, a predicted model, not a curated record